ACCGAGCGGCGGGCGGAAGCCAUGUUGAAGCUGCACCCCAAGCGAGGGGCUGCGGGCGCGCUCCUCUCCUGGUGGGUGUGACCCGGCUCCGCGCGGCGGCGGAGGGCGGGGACGCCGGGCGGCUCGUCGUGGUCGGCGGCGGCCGCGGCGUGCAGCCGGGCGAUUGUGACCGGCGGCGGAGCCGGGCGGCCCCCCUGAACGCCCCCCUCCCCGGGCCGGGAGGGAGGUGGGGGGCACCCGGGGCCCGCCAUGAACCCCGGCUUCGACCUGUCCCGCCGGAACCCUCAGGAGGACUUCGAGCUGAUCCAGCGCAUCGGAAGCGGCACCUACGGCGACGUAUACAAGGCACGGAAUGUUAACACUGGAGAAUUAGCAGCAAUUAAAGUGAUAAAGUUGGAACCAGGGGAAGACUUUGCCGUUGUACAGCAAGAAAUCAUUAUGAUGAAAGACUGCAAACACUCAAACAUUGUUGCUUAUUUUGGAAGCUAUCUCAGGCGAGAUAAACUUUGGAUCUGCAUGGAGUUCUGUGGUGGUGGUUCCUUACAGGAUAUAUAUCAUGUAACUGGACCCCUCUCAGAACUGCAGAUUGCGUAUGUUAGCAGAGAAACACUACAGGGAUUGUAUUAUCUUCACAGUAAAGGAAAAAUGCACAGAGAUAUAAAGGGCGCUAACAUUCUAUUAACGGAUAAUGGUCAUGUGAAAUUAGCUGACUUUGGAGUUUCUGCACAGAUAACAGCUACAAUUGCCAAACGGAAGUCCUUCAUUGGUACCCCAUAUUGGAUGGCCCCAGAAGUUGCAGCUGUUGAGAGGAAAGGAGGGUACAAUCAGCUGUGUGACCUCUGGGCAGUGGGCAUCACUGCCAUCGAGCUGGCCGAGCUCCAGCCACCCAUGUUUGACCUUCACCCCAUGAGGGCAUUGUUUCUAAUGACAAAAAGCAAUUUCCAGCCUCCCAAACUCAAAGAUAAGUUGAAGUGGUCACAUAGUUUCCAUCACUUUGUGAAGAUGGCACUUACCAAAAAUCCAAAAAAAAGACCAACUGCAGAAAAGCUACUACAGCACCCCUUUGUCACCCAGCCUCUGACAAGGUCUUUGGCAAUAGAAUUGCUGGAUAAAGUGAAUAACCCAGAUCAUUCCACAUACCAUGAUUUUGAUGAUGAUGACCCUGAGCCUCUUGUUGCUGUACCACAUAGAAUUCCUUCAACAAGUAGAAAUGUGAGAGAAGAAAAAACCCGCUCAGAGAUAAACUUUGGCCAAGUAAAGUUUGAUCCUCCCUUACGGAAGGAAACAGAGCCACAUCAUGAACUUCCCGACAGUGAUGGUUUUUUCGACAGUUCAGAAGAAAUAUACUACACUGCAAGAUCUAAUCUGGAUCUACAAUUAGAAUAUGGACAAGGACACCAAAGUAAUUACUUUCUAGGUGGAAACAAGAACUGUAUUCUAUAUAACGAGUCAUUCUCAAGGAGUCUUCUAAAGUCUGUUGAAGAAGAAUUACAUCAGCGAGGACACGUGGCUCACUUAGAAGAUGAUGAAGGUGAUGAUGAUGACUCUAAACGUUCAACCAUGAAAGCAAAAGUCCCGCCUCCUCUGCCACCAAAGCCUAAAUCCAUCUUCAUACCACAGGAUACACAUUCUGCUGAGGAUGGUAAUCAAGGAACAAUCAAGAGAUGUCCCUCAUCAGGGAGCCCAGCAAAGCCAUCCCACGUUCCACCUAGACCACCUCCCCCCAGAUUACCCCCACAGAAGCCUGCUGCUUUAGGAAAUGGAGUGAGCUCCUUCCAGCUAAAUGGUGAGCGAGAUGGAUCAUUACAUCAGCAACAGAGUGAGCACAGAGGCACAAACCUCUCCAGAAAAGAGAAGAAGGAUAUACCAAAGCCAAUUAGUAAUGGUCUUCCCCCAACACCUAAAGUGCAUAUGGGAGCAUGUUUUUCAAAGGUUUUUAAUGGCUGUCCCUUGAAAAUCCACUGUGCCACAUCCUGGAUAAACCCAGACACGAGAGAUCAGUACUUGAUAUUUGGUGCUGAAGAGGGCAUUUAUACCCUUAAUCUCAAUGAACUUCAUGAGACAUCAAUGGAACAGCUGUUCCCCCGAAGGUGUACAUGGUUAUACGUGAUGAACAAUUGCUUACUAUCAAUAUCUGGUAAAGCUUCUCAGCUUUAUUCCCAUAAUUUACCAGGGCUUUUUGAUUAUGCAAGACAGAUGCAAAAGUUACCUGUAGCAAUUCCAGCACACAAGCUCCCCGAUAGAAUACUGCCAAGGAAAUUUGCUGUAUCAGCAAAAAUCCCUGAAACCAAGUGGUGUCAGAAGUGCUGUGUGGUAAGAAAUCCUUACACGGGCCAUAAAUACCUGUGUGGGGCACUUCAGACUAGCAUUGUUCUAUUAGAAUGGGUUGAACCAAUGCAGAAAUUUAUGUUAAUUAAGCACAUAGACUUUCCGAUGCCGUGUCCACUCCGGAUGUUUGAGAUGUUGGUGGUCCCUGAGCAGGAGUAUCCUCUGGUUUGUGUUGGGGUCAGCAGAGGGCGAGACUUCAACCAAGUGGUUCAAUUUGAGACUGUCAAUCCAAAUUCUACCUCGUCGUGGUUUACAGAAUCAGAGUCAAGUGUGGUGGCACACACCUGUAAUCCCAGCACUUCGGAGGUGGAGGCAGGAAGAUCAGGAGUUCGAGACCAAUCUCAGCUACAUAAUACCCCACAGACAAACGUCACCCAUGUAACCCAGCUGGAGAGAGACACCAUCCUUGUGUGCUUGGAUUGUUGCAUAAAAAUAGUGAAUCUCCAAGGAAGAUUAAAAUCCAGCAGGAAAUUAUCAUCAGAACUCACCUUCGAUUUCCAGAUAGAAUCCAUAGUUUGUCUACAAGACAGUGUGCUUGCUUUCUGGAAACACGGGAUGCAAGGUAGAAGUUUUAGAUCUAAUGAGGUAACACAAGAAAUUUCAGAUAAUACAAGAAUUUUCAGGCUCCUUGGAUCUGACAGGGUUGUGGUUUUGGAAAGUAGGCCAACUGAUAACCCAACAGCAAAUAGCAAUUUAUACAUCUUGGCGGGUCAUGAAAACAGCUACUGAAGACAUGGUGUUCUUGACAGUGAUAUGGAGAAACAGUGACCACGGCUGCUGCCGCCUUCGUGGAUGCGUGGAGCAAGCUACACAGAAGCUGUAGGCACCUGGCUUCAGUUCCUUCUAAUUUAUUGUGGCAUGAGACAGAUGGGAGAAUUUUUGUUUUAAGUGGUAUGAUAUAUUUAGCAUAUUGAACCACACAAGUGCUUAAUUCAUUGUUAUGUAAUCUUUGUACAUAUAAGCAGUAUUUUUCUGUGAAACUUCAUUUGUUGAAGACAUACACUAAGAAUUAAUGUAGAUAAUGUACUUUUAUGAGAUGUAAAAGUGUCUUAUCUGUACAGAUGUAAAUGUUGAUUAAAAUGCAACUGGGGUUAAUAUUUUAAGAAUUCCUUAGUAUAUUCUUGGAUGUGAUUAUAUUACAAAAUGGGAUGCUGGCAAUGAAACAAGACAUUAACACUAUUGUAUUUUUAUUAUAUGUAAUUAGUAAUAUGGAUAUAAAUCUUGUAACUUUUAAAAUGGUAACGAGCUCUGAUCAUUUUAUAAUCUUGUUUUUAAUUCUAAUGCAAGUGCACUGGUAUUUCUCCUUGCACAGAGUAUUGAUCUGUGAUGUACUGAGUCACAGGGAAAGCUGUGACACCGUGAGUAUGCAUUUGGCUCCACAACAACUUUUUUUUAACGUGUGUUUGGAUCAUUUUCUAUGUGAAACAAACUGAUUAACCACCUGUUGUAGUAACUGAUCUUUUUAUAUUUAAGCAGAAUCGUGUAAGAUUGCUUGUCUGUGUUUAGGAUACGCCUCUGAAAAAAACUGAAAUCACCGAAUGGCGGUACCAUGAUAGAACACUGCAGUUGUCAUCUGGGUUACGGUGUACACAAAGACUACACUAACACUGUUAAAGAGUCCACACUAGACAUUUCACAUGGUCACACUGAAAAAAAUGUAACAUUCCAGAGUGAAGAGAUCAAAUUUCUCAUGGAACUUUUACUUUUGUUGGCCUUAUUUUAUCGUCACUUUCAUAUUUCUUUUGAUUUAGAGUAUUAAUACAUGGCCAAAAUAAUUUAGUUUCUACCUCAUAUAAACAUUACAAUGGUUACUACACAUCACAGGAACUUAGUUUGGUUAAAAUCAUUUUUGAUUGGUUUUUUUUCUAGUGGAAUGUAUCUGUCUUGUCGCUAAGAUAGAUAUCAAGUUGUAGCAAAAUGCACACUUCUGGCUGUUUUUGGUAUAUGUUCUUUAUAUUUUGAUGUGAGUAUGUAUACACUAAGAACAAACUAAAUUGUGAUUUAUGCUUUUCAUUUAUUUUAAUUGAUAAUGGUUUUAAUAUGUUCCUGAUUGUACAUACUGUAAAAUAAACAUGUUUUUUAACAUGC
Messenger RNA from Phodopus roborovskii (desert hamster), 4416 nucleotides. It is a transcript of the gene Map4k3, whose product is annotated as mitogen-activated protein kinase kinase kinase kinase 3. Lineage: Eukaryota; Metazoa; Chordata; Mammalia; Rodentia; Cricetidae. Gene Ontology annotation, molecular function: MAP kinase kinase kinase kinase activity; ATP binding. The record is from RefSeq and is a predicted model, not a curated record. The coding region runs from base 250 to 3057 and encodes 935 amino acids. Gene Ontology annotation, biological process: protein phosphorylation. The transcript is spliced from 36 exons.